Molecule: messenger RNA, 468 nt
Organism: Paracoccidioides lutzii Pb01
Exons: 1
Coding region: 1-468 (155 amino acids)
Source: RefSeq, a predicted model, not a curated record
AUGGCACUCAUCAACCGCAUAGCCUCGCAUGUUAUCGAAGAAUUAGACAGCAAGAUAGCCUUUGCAGAACACAUUAAGACAAUUAAAAAGAGCCUUGAGAAUACACAAGACAAAUUCCUCGACGGAAUAUGCGACGAUGACCAUGAUGACGUUAUACCUGCCUAUGAAGAGCUUGAACAUUCUCAAGAUGAGAUAUUGAAUCUCAUAGAAAAGAUAGAAUUCGCCAUGUUUGAAACAAUAGCCGCUCUCCAUGACCUUUUCACCGACAACAAUGUUGAUUCCAGUGUUAAAACUGAGAUAUCUGACGCCGCCAAGCGCCAUCAAGCCUACCUAAACAAAUGUGACAAGGAAUAUGUUGAGACCCAUGGAAGUUACAGGUGGGAGGAUGUUCAUGUUUGCAAUUACACAGCUGGAACAGAGGAGGAAAACCGAGCCGACGCAGAGCAGUUGCCUCAGAGAGAGCCUUAG